Molecule: messenger RNA, 492 nt
Organism: Microdochium trichocladiopsis
Lineage: Eukaryota; Fungi; Ascomycota; Sordariomycetes; Xylariales; Microdochiaceae
Product: camp-regulated phosphoprotein/endosulfine conserved region-domain-containing protein
Exons: 2
Coding region: 1-492 (163 amino acids)
Cellular component (GO): cytoplasm
Molecular function (GO): protein phosphatase inhibitor activity
Source: RefSeq, a predicted model, not a curated record
AUGAACCCCCACCAGAAGAACAAGGUCGACAUCAAGUCCCUCUCUCCCGAGGAGCAGCGCCUCUUCCGGCUCUACGGCAAGCUCCCCUCCAAGAGUGACCACUUUGCCAAGCAUCUCAAGGAGCGCAAGUACUUUGACAGCGGCGACUAUGCCAUGUCCAAGGCCGGCAAGGGCGACAGCGUCGACGCCGCCACCGUCGGUUCCCAGCACCCCGUUCCCGAGAACAUCCCCCACGCCUCCUCCCCGCAGCAAGGCGGCCAGCACAACGGCGCCGGCAGCACCCCGAACCUGCACCACCCAUCUCUGCACGGCGGGCCCGGCGCGGGUCAGAUCAACAGCGGCAGCCCUGUCAAAGAGAGCAGCUUCCUUCAGCGCGAGACGAGCGUCGACGAUGACAACUCCACGGGAGACGACGCUGCCAAUGCACAGGCUGUUGGUGCAAAUGCGUCAGCAGUAGUCGACGCCCAGUCGGGCCUGCCGAUUCGUAGCUAA